Messenger RNA from Angiostrongylus costaricensis, 264 nucleotides. The record is from the annotation of a GenBank genome assembly. Lineage: Eukaryota; Metazoa; Nematoda; Chromadorea; Rhabditida; Metastrongylidae.
AUGGGUUGCGGUAGUUUUUUCGGCCUUUCUUUAUAUUGGUGGCAAAGUACACUCAGUUUUUCUUUCAUGCCGUUUCAAUUUAUUUUCUCCGUAGCUAAGGAAUUCUUUCAGUGCGUAGCUAUCAAUAAAUUCGCUCGUGUGUUCAACAUCACCGAUCCUUCAGAUUGGAUUGCAAGAAAUUGCCAGUUAGCAACAAGAUACUUUCGACAAGCCUCAUGCCCUCAAAUUCAAUCCUUAAUUGAGUCAUGCUUUGUGUUUGCUUAA